AUGCGACCGGACCGCAGGGAGAAAGUUGGGAAAUCUUCCCCGCGGAUCCCCCCCAUCAGCCUCUCCUCCCUCCCACAGGUGUCUCCGGAGCAGGUGAUCCUGUCCCACAGCCCCCUGAGGCUCUUCAGCCAGUUCCACCACAAGUGCAUGCUGGUGGCCGGGCAGGGGCCUGUGGAGGAGAACGCCCAGAACCUGGGGUUCAAGCAUGUGGUCACCAUAGAGACACUGAGGAAGGCAUAUCCCCUGUUAGACAUGGUAGAUCAGAGCCGGAGGCCAAAGGAGAUGCCUCCUCCAGCCACUGGCUUCCCCACUAUAGAAGGGGUGAUUCUGUUCGGUGAGCCAGUGAGGUGGGAGACAAGCCUACAACUUAUUAUUGAUGUACUCUUGAGUGAUGGGAACCCUGGGGCAGAGCUGCAAGAUAUACCAUACCCCCAUCUGCCUGUCCUUGCCUGCAACAUGGAUCUCCUGUGGAUGGCCGAAGCCAAGAUUCCCAGGUUUGGCCAUGGGACUUUCCUUCUCUGCUUGGAGACCAUCUACAAGAAAGUGACAGGCCGGGAACUGAAGUACGAGGCCUUGAUUGGCAAACCCAGCACAGUCACCUACCGCUAUGCCGAAUACUUGAUAAAACAGCAGGCAGAGAAACAGGGCUGGAAGUCUCCCAUCCGACGCCUCUAUGCAGUUGGGGAUAACCCUAUGUCUGAUAUCUAUGGGGCAAACCUCUACAACAACUACCUCAAGUCAGCUCACCAGAACCAGGCCCAGGCUGGACUGAAGAGGAGCCCGCAGCAAGCCAGUCCCCAAACUGCAGAUCACCUCGAGCUGAGGAAGGACUGCAACAGUUCAGUGGAGAGUUGCGAGUCGAUUCUGGUCUGCACUGGGGUCUACCGCCACAAUGCAGAUGUUCCCAGUAAAACAGAGGAGUGCAUGAUGGAGACAGUGUUCCACGGCCAUCGGGACUUCUGCUUUGACCCCAGCCUGGUGGAGGCAUCUUACAUAGUGCAGGAUGUGAAUGAUGCUGUGGAACUUGCUUUCAAGAAAGAGAACUGGAGCUAG
Molecule: messenger RNA, 1053 nt
Organism: Phaethon lepturus (White-tailed tropicbird)
Lineage: Eukaryota; Metazoa; Chordata; Aves; Phaethontiformes; Phaethontidae
Product: cat eye syndrome critical region protein 5-like
Exons: 6
Coding region: 1-1053 (350 amino acids)
Biological process (GO): glycerophospholipid biosynthetic process
Cellular component (GO): mitochondrion
Source: RefSeq, a predicted model, not a curated record